Messenger RNA from Ixodes scapularis (black-legged tick), 3626 nucleotides. RefSeq lists its product as uncharacterized. Gene Ontology annotation, biological process: hemocyte migration. Gene Ontology annotation, molecular function: growth factor activity. Lineage: Eukaryota; Metazoa; Arthropoda; Arachnida; Ixodida; Ixodidae. The transcript has 5 exons. Bases 1 to 1002 code for a protein of 333 amino acids. The record is from RefSeq and is a predicted model, not a curated record. Gene Ontology annotation, cellular component: membrane.
AUGGUAAUAUCGGUUUGUCGCUUUGUCUUUGUUUCCCAGGCAAACGAAGAGAAGGAAUCGGCGGUGUCUACGCAACUGCCGCGUCCACCGCGGCUGACACCCAGCAGCGCUCAGCGCAACUAUGCGGACACCGUGCGGUUACUAUACAGCGCGAGGGACGCCAAAAUCAGGGAACCCAGGCUGAGUCCGACGCUAUCACAAGAGCUGGAAGACGUUCGUAGCGCCAACGAGCAUUUCCUGCGCAUCCGGACCACAGCCCGUUGCAGGGUGCCUCGAACGCGCGUGGUGCACGUGAAGGAGUUUUAUUCCGACCCGAGCAAGGAGUACCUGCCACGCUGCACGGUGCUUCACCGGUGCGGCGACGACUCCGGCUGCUGCGACAACGAGCAGUACGAGUGCGUCCCCAGGACCAUGCAGGAGGUGACGCUACACUUCUACACGAUCCACCUGCAGAACCAGAACGGCGAAGUGGGCCUCCGCAACUCCGUGACCAAGCUCCUGUUCACGAACCACACGGAGUGCGAGUGUCAGCCCAUCAACGACAUCCCCAGGACGGCCCCGAGGCCACCCAAGUUCGCUGCCUCCUCCAGGGACCCCAGCAACAGACUGCCCGUCUCGCUGCCCAUCCACCCUCCGUCGUCCGACGACUCCGAGCUCGUCUCGGGAUCUGGCAUGCACGAAGAAAUCCCCGGUGCACCGCUCAAGUGCCACAACUGUCCGGAGCCGUUCACCAGGCGGAGCUACGACGACGGACGAUGCAGCUGCGACUGCUUCGAGAAGCAGAAGCCCUGCCUCAAGAUCAAGCGAGGACGGGACGCCCUGGGAGACCUCCAAAGAAGGUGCGUGGAGACGCAAGAGUGUCAUGUGCCAGAGUGCGAGUACGGGCUCUACGAUGUCGAAACUGGCCGCUGUCCAAAGAGACCCGACUAUUGGCCCAAACACGCGGAGCAGAGGAAGGUGCAUCCCCACAGCCAUCGGUGGCAGUUCUUCGAGCGCGACUGAACAAAGGGCUCACCGUCGCCCAAUGCCCAGCCAGAAACUCGACAUCAACGAAGCCAGGGCAUUCCACUCUGACCAAACCUUUCGUGUUCAUCAUCCCAACUGCACUCUUCCACCAAACUGGAGCGUCCACAAGUUCAGGACAGCCGGAACCUUCACAUGUCCAUGGAUAUACCGACAGCGUCCGCAACUCUAUCGACAGUCGGGGCCUCCACAUGUUGUUAGACACUCCGCAAGUCUGUGAACAGUCCGGACUUACUUGUGUCUAUAGACUGCCUUAACCUCCACAAGUCCAUGGGGAGCCAGAGGAUAUACACAAGUCUAUGGACAGUCAAACAUCCAUAAGCUCAUAGAAAGCCAUAGCUUCCACCAGUCCAGGACAGCCGGAACCUUCGCAUGUCCAUGGGCAGUCACAGCUUCCGCAAGUCUAUGGGCAGUCGGGACCUCUAUACGUCCAUAGGCUGCCUUAACCUCCAUAAGUCCACGGACAGCCAGAGUGCAUAUACAAGUCUACGGGCAGUCAAGCAUCCAUGCGUCCAUGGACAGCCAUAUAGCUUCCACCAAUCUAGAAGAGCCAGAACGUCCGCUUGUGAAAGUCGGGGGUGCUGUUCGCGUCUUUAGUGCGUGCGUGUUUCUUUGAUGUGCUUUAUUUUAUUUUUUUUCGUGUGUGACAGUUAUGUUAUUUAAAAAAAAAGAUACGUGCUUCGAAGAUGGACUGUUGCUGCACUGACUUUGUCCUGGAGCGUAACCUUAAAAAGAUUCUGCUCGUGUGCGUGUGAAUGUGCGCGUGAGGCUUCAUCGAUGAAGUACUGUUGGACCGCGGAGGACACAGAUUUGGAACUGUACGUCUUGCGUUGGCAUGUUCUUAUACGAUGACAUUUUCGCUUCACUCUGCCACUUACGUCUUGAUUUAUGUUUGCGUUCUAGCACAUGUUAUAUCUUGUCGCUUUGUUUUUUUUUAUUUACUGUCGGACUGAGAGCUCGACCUUUUUCAAUAUUCUGUUCUUCAGUUCCAUUUUAGACUCUCCAUCCUCUCAAGUUCGUCACUAUGUUGCGCAGGAGGCAAGUGAACAGCGUCCUGUUAGUUGCCCAGUCCAUAUCAUUUUGAUGCCCUGUACCUCACCAUUUCAUGCAUCGCUUUAUGCCUCAAUUCUUGAGAUUACCUGGGGCUACCUCCCUCCCACGGCAGUCUUAAUGCGCAGGUAAAAAUACCCCCUUCUCCAGCCAAACGCGUAUUGUACGUUGUUCACUUAAGCUGAUCAAGCUACUUCUGGUAAGCGAGCUUCGUCACCACUGCCAACUAGACGUAGCACCGAAGAACGCAUAAAUACAGUGUCCUAUGUAUACAUUACAUUAGAUGAUGAUGAUGAUAAUGGCGACUUGCCUUCGUCUAAGUCACCAUUAUCCGUUUAUGGCGGCCAGCUGUCUAUUCUCUCGAUAGAACAGAAAGGAGCAUUGACAGGCUGUGAGAAAAGUCUAGUACUAGUUAUAGGAAACAGCCGUUGACGUUUCGUCGCUUUUCCUCGACGCUUCGCGAGCCAGACUAGAACUGCCUUCGCGGCUCAUGGCUUAACUUCGGGACUUUUCCUGCGUAGAAGAUUUGUAUGUUGUAAGUCUAGUGUUAGACGUACAAGCAGCGACUAUUUAUAGUGUACUUUUACAAGUUUUCUUGGCGUCCCUGGCUGCGCCUUCCCCCCUCCCCGGUCAUCACCAGUGGAUUCACGCAGCUUGCGUCAGCAUCGCCGCCAGCGCGUCUUGCAGCGUGUCACGAGUGCGACGCUGGCAGGCGACGAUGUCAAGAAGACGAGUGUGCGUGCGUGUGCCACUUUGCGGCGACUCACGUCAAGUUUCAGCGUGCCUGCCAGUCGGGGAUCCACAAUCGACCCAUUUCAAAAUUUCGAAAUGAUGCCCAGAAUAUUAAGUGCGGCCACCAUUAGUUGGUCACGCACUGUGAGCCCGCAUUGGACGCGAGCGCUUCGUCAGCGUUCGGGGUGCACUCGGAUCGAAACGCGCCCCACACGAGUGACGCGUCAGUACACGGCGCGAAGUCGGAGCCAAUCAUGGCGGCUGCGCAUAAUCUAUGCAUCAUUUCGCACUUUCGGAAAGGGUCCCUAUUACGUCGUGCUCAGGCCUUGUCUCUGGGUGGUAUUGGCUGUAUAGAGUAGAUGGGACGCAGUGAUCUGUCAUGCGCGCCAUUUGUCUCCUUGAAAUGUAAUUUUUCGGUGUGCGAUUCGGAAAAGCAUCUGCUGAAGUGUAACGUCCCAUCUCAGUUUGAUGUCAGCUUUUUUUUUUUGCCCGAGUGAGCAGCUUUUAAUUCAUUACAAAAUAUACGGGUGGAUAUACGUUAUCACGUUCUGUAGCUUGAAAGAAACAUCCGGCAAGCUUGACUCAUAUUUGCUUUGUGCGUUCGUUGUUUUCGUAUCAGUAUCUUUUUUUUUUUGUUUUUUGUUUUUUUUUUUGUUUCGUGAACAGUGCUCGACAAGAAAACAUCCGUGUCUUGUGUUGUUGUUUUUUUUUUUUCCUAAAAAAAGUUGUCUCUGAGCCGCUAUUGACGCAUUUGGUGUGCGAUGUCAUCAUGCAAGAUGUAGAAGAGGAGCUGCGUCUUGAAUAAAAUAUUUAAAGCCGUC